GUCAAAUUUCGUUCUUUUCGCAGCACAUAAACCUCGUGUUUAGUUGGUGCUGUUGGUUUCUAUUGCGGAUUUUUCUAAUUUUCAAUUGGAAAACCGCACAUUUUCAGCCAAAAUGAGUUUGUACAAUUUUAAGAAAAUUAUGGUGGUGCCGCCAGCAAAGGCCUUCAUCGAUAUUAUGCUUUCUAAAACACAGCGGAAAACGCCGACUGUGGUUCACAAACAUUACAAAAUCAGCCGCAUUCGUGCGUUUUAUAUGAGAAAGGUAAAAUAUACCCAGCAGAACUUCCACGACCGUUUGUCUCAGAUAAUUCAGGAUUUCCCAAAAUUGGAUGAUGUCCAUCCGUUCUACGCUGAUUUGAUGAAUGUGCUGUACGAUAAAGACCACUACAAGUUGGCACUGGGACAGCUAAAUACAGCCCGUCAUCUAAUCGAUACUGUGGCGAAAGAUUACGUGCGGUUGCUUAAGUUCGGUGACUCACUGUACCGGUGUAAACAGCUUAAAAAAGCUGCCCUUGGCCGGAUGGCAACUAUAAUGAAGCGUCAGGCGUCGAAUUUAACCUACCUGGAGCAAGUUCGACAGCAUUUAUCACGUCUUCCCUCCAUUGAUCCUUACACGCGCACUAUUAUCAUUUGUGGUUUUCCUAACGUUGGCAAGUCUAGCUUUAUCAACAAAGUUACCCGAGCUGACGUAGAAGUGCAACCGUACGCAUUUACCACAAAGAGUUUGUACGUUGGUCACAUGGAUUACAAGUACCUCAGAUGGCAGGUAAUUGAUACACCUGGAAUUCUGGAUCACCCGCUGGAGGAGCGAAACGUUAUCGAAAUGCAGGCAAUUACGGCCAUGGCUCAUUUGAGGGCCUGUAUUCUGUACUUUAUGGAUGUGUCCGAGCAGUGCGGGCACUCGAUUGAAGAACAGGCCAAACUGUUUGAUAGCAUUAAGCCCCUGUUUGUAAACAAACCACUGUUGUUGGUUCUAAACAAAACCGACAUUCUAACACUGGACGAGUUGGAUUCGGAGAAGAGAAAGAUCAUUGAGGAAUUAGCUGACGAGACGGAAGAAAUUCCUAUUUUGCAGAUGUCCACCGUUACAGAGAAAGGCGUGAUGGAAGUCAAAACCGAAGCAUGUGAGCGUCUGCUAGGCUACAGAGUGGAUCAGAAACUGAAGGCUAAGAAAAUUGAAGGCGUUUUAAAUAGGCUGCACGUUGCGAUUCCAGAAAAACGAGAUGAAAAAGAACGACCACCGUGCAUACCAGCGUCCGUGUUGGCCACUCGGGCUGCGAAUGCGGAAAAAAUUGCCCGCCGCCAACGAAAGCUGGAGAAGGAAAUUGAACAGGAAAUGGGCGAUGAGUACACGCUUGAUCUUAAGAAAAAUUACACAGAUAUUCCAGAGGAGGAGCGGCACGAUAUCAUCCCAGAAUUCAUGAAUGGUGUUAACAUUGCAGAUUAUAUCGAUGCAGAUAUUUUCGAAAAACUAGAAGAACUUGAGCGUGAAGAAGGACUUCGCUUGGAAUCCGGUUUCUAUGAUCCACCGCCUCUCAACCUCGACGAAACCUUGCUGGAAAUUCGUGAAAUGGCUAAACAAAUCAGGCUUAAACGGUUCCUUCUUAAAGAUUCCCGUAAGUUGCAGCAAAAGAGUGGUCGCCCCGUUAUGCCCCGACACAAACAGGCCAGUGUGCGUGAUCGAAAAGUGGAUAACCUGCGUAAAACGAUGGAGAAUCUAGGUGUUGAUAUGACGGGAACUCAAGACGCCAACUUCACCAAGAACCAAAUGAGCCUGCGUCGCAGUAUGGUGCCAGCUGUUGGUGGGCCGAAAACUCCGAAGAAAGAUCACGAAUCGACGGCCAUCGUUAAGGCUACCGGUCUACCUAUCAAACGGAAAACGCCAGGACAUGAGUUGGGUAUUAAGAGUGUUAUGUUGAAAAAGAAGGCCAAGAUUAUGGCUAAACACGACAUCGCUAAGAAGGUGACCAAACUUUCACGUAAGGGAGAAGCCGAUCGUCACAUACCGGACUUGAUGCCGAAACAUUUGUUCGCUGGCAAACGAGGAGCAGGAAAAACAGAUCGCCGUUAAUAUACGUUAUAUACUUUGUUUAUUUAGAAACAGCAAAUAUAUCGAUUUAAUUUCA
Molecule: messenger RNA, 2126 nt
Organism: Wyeomyia smithii (pitcher-plant mosquito)
Lineage: Eukaryota; Metazoa; Arthropoda; Insecta; Diptera; Culicidae
Gene: Non1
Product: nucleolar GTP-binding protein 1
Exons: 4
Coding region: 113-2071 (652 amino acids)
Biological process (GO): ribosomal large subunit biogenesis
Cellular component (GO): nucleolus
Molecular function (GO): RNA binding; GTP binding; GTPase activity
Source: RefSeq, a predicted model, not a curated record